UGCGCUACGGCGAAAGGCAGGUGCCGCGGGCAAGAUGGUUGUCAAAAGUUUUGCUUCCCGCUUCCGUGGCUCCCGGCGCUUUUUGAGUGGUUUUGUGGCCGGAGCUGUCGUGGGCGCUGCAGGAGCGGGGCUUACUGCCGUGCAGUUCCUCCGGAGUCGGGACGCUGAGCCUGCGUUGGCGGUGAAAGAGCCGGACGAUUGUUAGUCCCAUAACCGUUCGGACCGUGUCAGUUUCGUUCUCCACCAUUUACUCAGCCUGGGACCUGGCAGAUAAUUGGCUUCCAGUUCUUCAGAAAAGGCUCUCUUGGAACAAUUUGGAUUCCCAUUAACUGGAACAGAGACAAGGUGUUAUACUAAUCAUGCCUUAUCUUAUGAUCAGUCAAAGCGGGUGCCUAGAUGGGUUCUCGAACAUAUAUCCAAGAGCAAGAUUACAGGUGAUGCAGACAGAAAACAUUGUAAAUUCAAGCCAGAUCCCAACAUCCCUCCAACCUUCAGUGCCUUCAAUGAGGACUACGUUGGCAGUGGGUGGUCACGAGGCCACAUGGCUCCAGCAGGAAAUAACAAAUUCUCAUCUAAAGCCAUGGCUGAGACCUUUUACCUUUCUAAUAUUGUGCCUCAGAAUUUUGAUAAUAAUGCUGGAUAUUGGAACAGAAUAGAAAUGUACUGUCGAGAACUGACAGAGAGGUUUGAGGAUGUUUGGAUAGUCUCUGGACCGCUGACGUUACCUCAGACUGGAAGUGAUGGAAAGAAAAAUGUUAGUUACCAGGUGAUUGGCAAGGACAACGUGGCAGUGCCCUCGCACCUCUACAAGGUGAUCCUGGCACGCAGAAGCCCAGAGUCUGCUGAGCCCCUGGCACUGGGGGCCUUUGUGGUGCCCAAUGAGGCCAUCGGCUUCCAGCCUCAAUUGAGUGAGUUCCAGGUGAGCCUGCGGGAUCUGGAGAAGUUGUCAGGCCUGGUGUUUUUCCCUCAUCUGGACAGAACUAGUGACAUCAGAAACAUCUGUGAGGUGGACACCUGUAAGCUCCUGGAUUUCCGGGAGUUCACUUUGUACCUGAGCACAAGAAAGAUUGAGGGAGCCCGAUCAGUACUCAGACUGGAAAAGGUCAUGGAAAAUUUGAGGAGCUCAGGCAUCGAACCCGACGAGUACUUCAUGACUCGCUACAAGAAGAAACUUGAAGAACUCAGAGCCCUGGAGCAGUCGGAAGUCCUGGAGAGAAAGCCCUCGUAGUUCUUAGCCCAGAAAUGUGACGUCAUGUGCCAUGAAGCAGGUGCGGCCUCUUUAGGCUACUGUGUUUUAGUGGCUCUACUUUAAAAGAUGGAAUCCUAAACUUAAGACUAAAUUUUGGAGUUCCCAUUGUGGCGCAGUGGAAACGAAUCCGACUACAAACCAUGAUGUUGAGAAUUUGAUCCCUGGCCUCGCUCAGUAGGUUAAGAAUCUGGCAUUGUCGCAAGCUGUGGUGCAGGUCACAGACGUGGCUCGGAUCCUGAGUUGCUGAGUGUGGUGUAGGCCAGCAGCUGUAGCUCCAAUUUGACCCCUAGCCUGGGAACCUCCAUAUGCCGUGGAUGCGGCCCUAAAAAGCAAAAAAAAAAAAAAGAUUUCUCUCCCACAGAUGAAAGAUGUCAAAUUUUUUGGUUAGCAUUUUUUUUUUUAUGUGGAAACUGAUUACAUAGGAAACUAACACCCUCAGAUGGUGGUCUAUGUCAGGUUAAGGGGAGGGUUGGGUCUGCAGGUGGUGCUGUGUGUGUCCCUCUGGAUGGAGAGGGUGUGAAGGCCUUUUUUCUGCCUCCACUCAUAAUAGAGUGUCAUUGGUGUACCUGUGCGGCCUCCUUGGAACCCAAUAUUGUACGUUACACAUUUCCUUUUUUCCCCCCCUUUUUUUUUUUUUUUUUUUUAAUGUUUUCUUUCCCUAGGACUUGAGCUGGUCUUAGGGAUGGCGUUUAGAUAUCUUCUAUGUAUUAUGCUGACCAUAUGUAUUGGAUAUUUGUUUCCUGUUUCUCUUCUCAUGGAACUGCUCUUCCUGCACUUCUGUCACAUUUCACUCAACAACUACAUUUUCUGCUCACUUACUAUGUUCUCGAUACUAAACUCAUUGCUUUACAGGUGUUAUGUUAUAACCAACCUCUGAGGUAAAUCUGUCCUUGUUUUACCCGUAAGGAAAUUGAAGCCUGGAGAACCUAAACAUUUUGCCCAAGGUUCAUCUUCCUAAAGAUGUCAUCCACAAGGAAUGAGGCACACAGGGCUAGGAAAGACAGCUUGGGGUGCAUUAAAAUCUUCCCCGGCAUGGAAGCUUCUGACUCAGAAAGACAUCCUGCAGUGGUGUCUUGUGAUCCUGGGGCCUGCUUGGUAAGAGCGGUCUGGAUUUUCUUGUCUGCCAUCAAAUCAAAAGGACUUCAGUAUUCUCUGACUUGAGCCCUCGUUAGUUCUUUGGGAAGAAACAGUCAGGUAUUUGAAAGGUAGAGAAUUGUGCUUUUGGGGGUUUAUCAGAGUUUGGACUUACCUUCAGAAAUGCAGUUCUGCUGGUGACUGGCUGAUGCCAGAUUGAUGAGUCCCUUGCUUUCCAGAGGAGCUUUUUGUUCCAGAGAUUAAGGAACCCAAGGAGGGUCUGUGUUGCAGAUUUCUGGCUUGUUUGCCUUGUGCCUGCCUGUCCACCUGGCCAGGUUGGGUGGUGGUUGGGCCAAAGAUAUUACCUCUGGGGGAAACAAUGGCUCUUUUCUGAGCCUGAUCUGUAGAUUUGGGUUUACGUGGAAUCCUUUCACGGACUAUCAUAGGCAUAGGUGGUAAAACAUCUUCAAAUAGGGCACAGGAAUUUGUCUGAAUGUGUCCUGUCUCUGUUGUUCUUCCAGGUGGUGUUGCAAGAACAAUUUUUGUGGUGUUUUUGUGUUUGUCUAAAGGCUUUAAGUAAGAUGGUAAUUGUUGACCUUGUUCUACUUUGUUUGGGUAAAUAAGAAGUUGGGGGUAAGAACACCAUAGCCUAAUCACUAGCAGCCUGUGCUGUCACUCUGUUCCUCAUCAGCUUGUGCCAGUCUUCUUCUCAGGGGGAAAAAGCUAAAAUGUCACUGUGACCAGAAAAUCUGUGACUUUCUCUGCUCUCCUUGUUGGAGAGGUGAUGGUGGGGUCUCGAUGUUUUUCCAGAAGCCCGAAGGCGGCUCUUUAUGCAAAGUUCUGGGUACCUGCCCCCACCUCUAGAGGUGAACCCCAUCUGCUAUCCUCCAGCCGUGUCACUAUGCUCCCCUCUGAACUGAAUUUCCAGCAGCCUUGUAGUUAUUCCCAUGCUGUUUUCACUCCUGCAUCUCCACAUCAAUGGUAGAGAAUUUUGAUUCUUUAAAAAAAGAUUAUAUUUUUUAUUAAAGUAUAGUUGAUUUGCAAUAUUGUGCCAAUUUCUGCUAUACAACAAAGUGAUUCAGUUUUAUAUAUAUUCUUUUCCAUCAAGGUCUCUGGCAGGAGAUUGGAAAUAGUUUCCCUGUGCUGUACAGUAGGACUUUGUUUUUUAUCCAUUCUAAAUCUAAUAGUUUGCAUCUGCUAACCCCAAGCACCCAGUCUAUCCCACUCCCUCCCUCCUCCCCCUUGGCAACCACAAG
This is a messenger RNA of Sus scrofa (pig), 3579 nucleotides long. The record is from RefSeq and is a predicted model, not a curated record. NCBI's taxonomy places the organism in Eukaryota, Metazoa, Chordata, Mammalia, Artiodactyla, Suidae.